Molecule: messenger RNA, 4122 nt
Organism: Topomyia yanbarensis
Lineage: Eukaryota; Metazoa; Arthropoda; Insecta; Diptera; Culicidae
Gene: msk
Product: importin-7
Exons: 10
Coding region: 331-3489 (1052 amino acids)
Biological process (GO): protein import into nucleus
Cellular component (GO): cytosol; nuclear envelope
Molecular function (GO): small GTPase binding
Source: RefSeq, a predicted model, not a curated record
AGGUGUGCGUAAAUCGCGAGCAAAAAUUUUCGCCGUCUCUUGAUCAAAAACCACACCGUCGCCGAUUGUUCGCAGUGUGUGAUUCACGGGCCAGUCUUUUUAGUUUUUCAUCCUAGCGCGGAAGUACGGACGGGAACAACUGCGUUACCGGGAGUGCUUGAAAAGUGCACAAAACCAUUCAAACCGAUCGUGGAUCAGUGCCGGAAAAUCCUUGCAGCACCCAGAAGUGGGUAAUCCGUGUGUGCGCUAUUGUUUACCGCGUGUGUAGUGCAGAUAUUUUGUUGCUCGCGAAACAGCUCUCAAACAGCGGUAAAAAAUUAGCAAACAAAGAUGGAUAACGCUAAGAUAUGCGAAUUACUGCGUGCUACAAUCGAACCAACGCAGCGGCUGCAGGCGGAGGAACAAUUGAAUCAGGUCCAUAAAAUCAUAGGCUUCCUGCCGAGUCUACUGCAGGUGAUUAUGCAAAAUGACGUAGACAACCCAGUUCGACAGGCGGGUGCCAUCUAUUUGAAGAAUCUGAUAACCAGUAGCUGGCAGGACCGGGAAGCGGAAACAGGCAAUCCGAUUCCUUUCUCUAUCCACGAGCAGGAUCGGGCUAUGAUCCGGGACACGAUUGUCGAAGCUAUCGUGCUGGCUCCCGACAUAAUUCGUGUACAGCUGUGUGUCUGUAUUAACAACAUUAUCAAGAAUGACUUCCCCGGACGGUGGACGCAAGUGGUGGAUAAAAUUAGCAUCUAUCUGCAAAAUCGAGAUGUUAAUGGAUGGAAUGGAGCUUUGUUGUGCAUGUAUCAAUUGGUUAAGAAUUACGAGUAUAAAAAAUCUGCUGAAAGGGCCCCACUCACUGAGGCCAUGAACCUGUUGUUACCGCAGAUGUACAACCUGAUGCUAAACGUAAUCAACGAUCCAUCCGAGCAGAGCGUGCUUAUGCAGAAACAAAUUCUGAAAAUUUACUACGCCCUAACUCAGUACGCUUUACCGCUGGAGGUCAUUACGAAGGAAAUUUUCUCCAACUGGAUGGAAAUUUGCCGACAGAUUUUAGAUCGUCCCGCUCCAGAUUCUACGCACAUCGAUGAAGACGAACGACCGGAGCUGCCCUGGUGGAAAGCCAAGAAAUGGGCGUCGCACAUCGUUCUCCGAAUGUUCGAACGCUACGGCAGUCCUGGAAACGUCGUAUCGAAAGACUACAACGAGUUUGCUGACUGGUUCCUGCCGACAUUUACCAGCGGGCUGCUUAAUGUGCUGUUGAAAGUUUUGGAUCAGUACCGGAACAAAAUUUACGUCUCGCCGAGGGUGAUGACCGACACGCUCAACUAUAUCAAACAUGCCGUCUCCCAUGCUCACUCGUGGAAAAUGUUGAAACCUCACUUCAUCGCCAUCAUCCAGGACGUAAUAUUUCCUCUCAUGUCAUACUCGGAAGCGGACGAGGAACUGUGGGAAGCCGAUCCAAUCGAGUACAUCCGGCAGAAAUUUGAUGUGUUUGAUGAUUACACCACUCCGGUUCCGGCUGCCGAAACGCUGCUCCACAACUGUUGUAAAACGAGGAAAGGUGUCCUACCUCAGGUUAUGCAGAUUAUUAUGCAAAUUAUCAAUGCUCCGAACUUGAACGCCAAACAAAAGGACGGUGCCCUCCAUAUGGUUGGUUCGCUAGCGGAUGUACUGUUGAAGAAGAAGGUCUUCAAGGAACAGGUCGAGAGCCUUAUCAUGCAGUACGUGUUUCCGGAGUUUAAUAGUCCACAUGGCCAUCUACGUGCUCGAGCCUGCUGGGUGUUGCAUUACUUCAGCGAAAUUAAGUUGAAAAAUCAACAGGUUCUGGCGGAAAUUAUGCGACUUACUUCUGCUGCUUUGCUGAACGACAAAGAGCUUCCCGUCAAGGUGGAAGCUGCGGUUGCCUUACAAAUGUUCCUCAUCUCGCAAGAUAACGCGUCCAAGUACUUGGAGAAUCAGAUCAAGGAAGUAACUAUGGAACUGCUAAAAAUAAUCCGCGAAACCGAGAACGAAGAUCUAACCAACGUUCUGCAGAAAAUUGUUUGCACCUAUUCGGACCAGCUGCUUCCGAUUGCAGUCGAUAUCUGUCAGCAUUUGGCCACCACAUUCAGCCAAGUGCUGGAAGCGGAUGAAAAUUCCGACGAACGGGCCAUCACAGCUAUGGGUCUACUGAACACGAUGGAAACGCUGCUUAGCGUAAUGGAAGAACAUCCGCAAGUGAUGCUGUCGCUGCAUCCCAUCGUUCUGCAGGUCGUUGGCCAUGUACUGCAGCAUAAUGUGAACGAGUUCUACGAGGAAGCGUUUUCGCUGGUGUACGAUCUGACCUCGAAAUCGGUAUCGCCCGACAUGUGGAAGUUACUUGAGAUUAUCUACCAACUUUUCCAGAAGGAUGGAAUCGACUACUUCGUAGAUAUGAUGCCAGCCUUACACAAUUACAUAACUGUCGAUACACCUGCAUUUUUGUCAAAUCAGAAUCACGUCCUGGCCAUGUUCAACAUGUGCAAAACGAUAUUGACCGGCAACACAACGGAGGAGGCAGAGUGCAGUGCCGCCAAGCUGUUGGAGGUAAUCAUCCUUCAAUGCAAAGGUCGCAUCGAUGAGUGUAUUCCAAGCUUCGUUGAGUUGGCACUCACUCGACUAACACGCGAGGUGAAAACUUCCGAACUUCGAACGAUGUGUUUACAGGUCGUCAUUGCCGCUCUUUACUACAACCCGCAACUGUUACUGCAAGUUCUCGAAAAAAUCCCCCUCCCGGUCAGCAACGAAUCGAUAGCGUCACACUUUAUCAAACAAUGGAUACACGAUUCGGAUUGUUUCCUAGGAAUCCAUGACCGUAAGCUUUGCGUGAUCGGCCUGUGCACUCUGAUGUCCCUCGGAGACGGCAAACCGGCGGUGUUGAGUGAGCUAAGUGAAAAGAUCAUUCCUACGCUGAUACUAAUAUUCGACGGAUUGAAGCGUGCGUAUGCGGCCCGUGCUGCCGAGGGCGAGGAAGAGGAAAGCGAGGAUGACGACGACGACCUGGAGGAUGGCAUUUCCAGUGACGAAGACGAGGUGGAUGAAAUGGGACCGUCGUAUUUCGAACGCGUUGCCAAGAUGGCACAAGACAAAGCCGCCGAUCAGGGUUUCGAGCUGACCGCCACUAUUAAGGAUGCUGAUUCCGACGACGAGGAUGACGACGAUGACGAUGACGACUCUGGUGACGAAAUGGAUGAAACGGCACUAGAAGGAUUCACCACCCCACUGGACGACGAUGAUAACCCAGAAUGUGUGGAUGAAUAUAUUGCCUUCCAGGAAGUGAUGACCAAUUUACCAAGCGCCGAUCCAAACUGGUACAACAUGCUUACCAGAAAUUUGAGUGCGGACGAUGCGAAAGCACUGCAAGAGAUUCUUGUACUGGCCGAGCAAAAGAAAGCAGCUAAACGUUCCAAGGAGAUUGAAAAUAGCGGAGGAUACCAAUUCACCCAGCAUCAGAUUCCAAGUUCGUUCAACUUUAGUGGUCAGUAGUAAAGUGAGCAGAACAACCAGCAGCAUGGAAAACGAAUCUUUUUUUUAACGAAAAGAGGUUGAAAAUAUAAACUGUACAAUAGGUCGCUACACAAUUUUAGGGAAAAAGCAAAACAAAAAAAAAGUAUAAUCGCUAGGUUUACUAGGAACAUAUUGUAUUUUUGUCUCUAAAAUGAAAAAGAAGAAGAAACCAUCACUACAUCUAAUAGAAAUGCAUAACACAACAAAUUUGCAGGGAAGAGUACCGGAUAGCGGAACCGAGCCGAAAGUUGACAUACGCUGAACGUUAGAACAAAUUUAUCUUUCUGCUGCGCGUCAACACGAAAAAUGUUUAUGUUAACUUUUGAGGAAAAAGAAAAAAAUCGAAUCGCUUCGGAAGCACAUGUUGACAAUUUUGUUUUGUUCUAAUGUGUUAUGAUUGUUCGAAUUAUGUCGAGUAAAAGAAAAAAAACGGAAAGGAUAACUGUAACAAUUAAGCAUGAGCCGCUGCUUGCGAAUUCAGGGAUAAGCUUGCAUUAAGCAGUAUACACUUUUUGGCAUUGCAUUAGAAAUGUAUUUUAUCUGAGGCCCACGAAACGGAAAUGACCAAUAGAACCGAAUAAAACAGAGCCCUUUAUCCAACAACAAACCAAA